Molecule: messenger RNA, 3624 nt
Organism: Octodon degus (degu)
Lineage: Eukaryota; Metazoa; Chordata; Mammalia; Rodentia; Octodontidae
Gene: Mei1
Product: meiotic double-stranded break formation protein 1
Exons: 30
Coding region: 1-3624 (1207 amino acids)
Biological process (GO): meiosis I
Source: RefSeq, a predicted model, not a curated record
AUGGCUGUGAGGCGGUCGCUGGCUGCUUGCUCUUCAGGACUCCGGAAGGACGAAGACGCUGUGCCUGUUCAGGAAAGAGCACACUGCCGACAUGACCCGCGCUGGCAGCUGCCGGUGUCGCCGCGCCUCUGCCUGGCCUGCAUGCUGGAGCUGCUGCCGGAGCCCGCGGUGUCGCUGGUGCGCAAGAAGCAUAUGGUGUCCUGCUUCCAAGAUGUCCUUUUGAGGCAUGCCUCCCUGGUCACACAGCUGGUGGCUCAGGAUGAGAGAGUCUGCAUCCACUUCGUAAAUGUGCUUUUUGGACUGUUAUGCAAUGUGGAAGAUGGGAGCGGCUCAGAUCUCUGUAUUGAAGUCCUUGUCCAGCUUACCAUGCAGCUGAAGCUGGAGCAGAUCAUCCACUGCCUGCUGGACGAAUGCCACAAACAGCUGUGUAACAUGCCCUCCAUGCAAGGCAGCCUGGCUAUCCUGACCCUUCUUGGCAAGUUGGUGGAUGCCAUCCCUGUCCUGGCUGAUGAGCUCGUGAAGGAGCAUGGUUUGCUGAGGCAUCUGCUGAAGUAUGAUCUCUUUGUGUCUGUGAUCAUGAACAAGUUUAUGCUGGCAGGAAACGUUGAGAGUGUCGAGGGGUCAUCAGGAGACAUCUCACUGCCUUUGGUGCUCAAAAAGUUUCUUCUCUCUAGAGAUGAGUGCUUGCAGGUGGCCAGUACCCACUGUAUAACUUCAGUGCUGGUCCACUCCCCAGGGAAGCAUGCCUCGGCUUUCAUCCAUGCUGACAUCCCAGAGUUCGUCUUUGAGCAUCUUUCCUCUUCCAGUGAAGUGCUCGUCUGGUCUAGCUACAACUGCUUGAUACUCCUGGUGGAAGAACCUCUCUUCUUUUCCAAGUGCCACACUGUAUAUGGAAUCGAGGCAGUGGUGAGGAGCCUUGAGGGAAGCCUGAAGAUGACCAACACAGAGCUGCACAAGCAGGGUCUGCUCCUCUUUGCUGAGAUCCUGACCCGGCAGCCAGAGGAGAUUCGCUUGUUCACAAGCUCAGCCAUGUGCAGAGAUGCUGCCCGCGCCCUCCAGGAGGCAGUGAGCAGCCCUGUGCUGGAGGUAGCCGCUGAGGCAGUGAAGGCUACAGCUGCUUUUCUGAGGAAGGACCAUCAGAGUGCCCCACCUGUGCAGUACACAGCACUGCGGGCCUUGCUGGAAGCCAUGCUGAGCCGGUGUGUGGAGCUUUCACAGACUCCGCUGAGCAUGAGAACCCUGGGCCAUGCAGGCAGUAGGGAGUCAGAGAAGGCGAAUCUUCGAAGGGGAAAGUUCCUCCUGAGCACUCUGGAAGGGUUUAGAAAUGCCUGCAGGUUGGCUGUAGAAUUCCAGGGUGAGCCUUCAGCCCAGGAGAAUCCCUUCACAGCUCCCAGUGCCAAGAAGGAAGACACGUUGGAGGCCUUCUCAGAAUUUCUUCUUAGUGCCUGUGACUCCCUGUGUAUCCCCAUGGUGAUGAGGUACUUGGAGCAGACCACCCACCCAGGCUUGAUGGAAAUUUUCCUCUCAAUUCUGCACAGCCUCUUUGUCAUCGUCCCCCACAUGAAGGACAAGUUCUCCAAGAAGCUUGCUGCUUCAUCCUUCAUACGACUAACGCUGGAGCUCAAGGCCAGAUUCUGCAGUGGCCCAAGUCACUCAGCCCUAAACCAGGCGUGUUCCAGUUUUCUCUACUGCAUGUGCCUCAAUCUCCUCUCAGCUCCAGAGAAGACAAGACCGCCUUCCUCAGAAGAACUCUCUGCAGUAUCUGAGCUCCUGCAGCAGGGACUGCUCCAGAUAAGCAGCAGGGGACCUGAAAGCCUCGCCUUCCUGUCUGAUUGCCAGUAUGUGGAGGGAGCUGCUCGCCAGAGACAGUACUGCAUCCUGCUCCUCUUCUACCUGGCCUACAUUCAUGAGGACAGGUUUGUCUCGGAGGCACAGUUAUUUGUGGCUGUGCAGCGCUUCCUCCUGUCGCUUCAGGACCAGGGCGAGCGCCCCCUCCCAGUGGUCUUAAGAGCCUCCAUCUAUCUGCUUGCAAUCUGCCAGGACAAGGGCAGUGCAUUGGAUGAGGCUGUGGUCAGUGCAAUCAGAAAAUUCCUAGAGGACAUCUCAGAUCUGCACCUGGUCUACACCCACCACCCUGUCCUGCUCAGUUUCUUCCUAUUGUAUCCAGAGCUGAUGAGUAGGUUUGGGCAUCGUGUCCUGGAACUUUGGUUCUCCUGGGAACAUAGCAGCUUUGAAGAACUGGAUGAUGUCUCUUCUGCUAGACAGUUCAGCCUUCCUGCCAGCUUUGCAGCCUUGUUCCAGAUACUCAGGAGCAGCCCCAGCAUCCUGCUUAUUUUGCUGGAUCUCAUCUAUUCCAGCCCAGUGGAUGUAUCCCGAAAGGUACUAGUCAUCCUGAGGAUGUUCUUGAGGAGAAAUGAAGAUAUUCCAGUGGGUGGUCUCAUCCAAGGCCACUUCCUGUUCAUCCUGCAGCACCUGCUGGGAGAGCAUGGGACCUCCCCCUCAGAAGCCUCAGGGAACCUGGCGCUGCUCCUGAGCCUCCUUUCCUUGGUGCAGCUGAGGAACAAAUCAGAGCAAGAACUGGACAGCAUGGCCAUGAAGCUCCUUCACCAAGUAAGCAAGCUGUGUGGGCAGUGCAGCCCUGUGGAUGUGGACAUCCUGCAGCCCUCCUUCAACUUCCUGUACUGGAGCCUUCAUCAAACUACACCCAACAGUCAGAAAAGAGCGGCUGCAGUGCUCCUGAGCAGCACAACCCUGAUAGAGCUUCUAGAGAAGACGCUGGUGCUCACCUGGGCAGAUGCAGCCUCUCCUGCCUGGACAGAGGGAGGCUCUCCCAAGAGCGCCCUGCUCUGCUCUGCCUGGCUGCUCACUGCCUCCCUGUCUGCGCAGCAGCACGAAGGUGGCCUGCAGGUUCACCAGACUCUGUCCAUGGAACUGGAUCAAGUGGUGAAGACCCUUAGCUUUCCAAGGAAAAGAGCUGCACUACUAUCAGCUUCCAUUUUAUGCUUCCUGCGGACAGCCCUGCGACAAUGCUUCUCCUCUGCCCUAGUGGCUCUGGUGCCCUCAGGAUCUAGCUCCACUAUCCUAGCUCCACUGGGAAUGUCACAAGUGCUGCACCUGGUCGUCGGGCUGCAGAACCUCUGGGUGCAGAAGGACCCUCUCUUGUCCCAGGCCUGCAUUGGCUGCUUGGAGGCCUUGCUCGACUUCCUGCAUGCUCGGAGCCCAGACAUCGCACUCCACGUGGCCUCCCAGCCCUGGCAUCGUUUUUUGCUGUCUACUCUCUUGGAUGCUGGAGACAAAGCCUUCCUCAGACCUGAGAUAUUGAGGCUCAUGACCCUGUUUUUGCAGUAUAGGAGCAGCAACAUCCUCUCCAAUGAAGAAGUGGGUCACCUUCUGCAGGACAUGGCCUUGACUGACCUGUCUGCCCUCCCGGACACCACACUCCAGGCGCUGCACAGCUUCUUUCAGCAGGUCCGGAGAGUGGGCCUCCUGGCUGAUCACAGUAUGGUCCCGACGCUGCAGGCCUCCUUGGAGGGCCUUUCCAGCCUCUCCUCAGCCCAGCCACGCCUGCAGGACAUGCUCUGCCUGGGAGGGGUGGCUGUAUCCCUGUCCCACAUCAGAAACUGA